AUGCCAAGAAACUACAUUAAGAAAAAAGAAUCUCGAAGAAAAACAUAUGCACCUAAUUUGUUGCAAAAUGCCAUUUCGAAAGUUAAAAAUAAAGAAAUGACUUCGUAUGCUGCAUCAAAAGAAUAUGGUGUUCCAAGAAGUACAAUUGCAAGACAUCUUCUAGGCAUAAAAUGCUCAAAAGUUGGUGAAGGGCGACCAAACCGAUUAUCUGCUGAUGCUGAAAAAGAUCUUGUUUCACUUUUAUCUGCAUUUUCUGAUUUUGGAUUUGGAUUAGAUAAAAAACAAUUUAUGAAACUUGUUCAAACGUAUAUUGAAUUAAACGGAUUUCAGAAAAAAUUUGUUAAUGGUGUUGCUGGUGAUCAGUGGUUUUGUAAUUUUUUAAAUCGUUGGCAGAAAGAAAUAUCUAUAAGAACUCCAGAGCUUUUGACAUUAACAAGAGCCUUAGCUUGUAAUAAAACUGUAAUUGAUGCUUGGUUUUUAUUACUUAAAGCAACAUUGGAAAAAUGUGACAUUAUGAAUAGAUCUGCCCAAAUACUAAACUGCGAUGAAAGUGGGUUUUGCACUAACCCAAUAAAUAAAAAAAUUAUUUGCAAAAGAGGUAUUAAAAACCCUGUAUCUAUUGCUCCUGGAUCAGGAAAAGAACAGUUUACUGUACUAGCAACAAUAUCAGCUGCAGGAAGAAAUUUUCUUCCAUUUAUUUUAUUUGCUGGGAAGAAUUUGUAUAAAGAGUGGAUGACUGGUGGACCAAAUGGUUCCUUAUAUGGGGUGACAAAAAACGGUUGGAUGGAAACAGAAGUUUUCACUGAAUACUUUAACCAUCUUGUUUUAUGGUUGAAAGACACACCCAAGCCUGUUUUGCUUAUCUUUGAUGGUCACAUUAGUCAUAUUUCUUUAGAAACUGUUAAAAAAGCAGUUGAAAAUCAUAUAACUAUUUUGUGUUUGCCAGCACACUGUUCGCAUUUGCUUCAGCCACUUGAUGUAGGAGUCUUUCGCCAAGUUAAACAUGUAUGGCGUGAAAUUCUGGCCAAUUGGUAUACCGAGUCAAGGCUGAAGGUGGUUGGGAAAUCUGUUUUUCCAUCUUUAUUAAAAAAACUUUAUGAUACCUCCUUUAAGCCAGCUCAUUUAGUACAAUCCUUUGCCAAAACUGGAAUUUUUCCUUUUGAUCCAUCUGCUAUAGCAUCUGACAAGUUAAAUCCUUCUGAAAUCUAUGAACACCCUUUUUUUCAGAAAACAAAUAACUAUAAUAAUAACGUCCCUCAAAACAUCGUUUUAGACACCAAUGUCAAUGAUCAGAACGAUACUUUAAAUGAUUAA
This is a messenger RNA of Hydra vulgaris (swiftwater hydra), 1314 nucleotides long. NCBI's taxonomy places the organism in Eukaryota, Metazoa, Cnidaria, Hydrozoa, Anthoathecata, Hydridae. The record is from RefSeq and is a predicted model, not a curated record.